AUGUCUUCCAACAGUUCCAAUUCAUCCACAAUGUGGAAAUAUUUCGAUAAAUGUGAUAAUGGUGGUUCGUGUAAGUUGUGUCGUAUGACUGUCAAGACAUGUGGCAAUACGACCAACUUGAAACAACAUCUUAAACGCAAACACCUAUCCAUUAAUAUAAACGUAUCAGCUUGUAAAUCUGCGAGAUCGGAAUCGGACCCAACUCCAUUCGAAAAUGAUGAAGAUGAUCCAUCAAUGGUUCAGUCCACAUCUGGUACACAAACAACUUUGGAUACAGUCGUUGUGUCUCAUUCUCGGCCAACAUCACAGUGUUCGGGAUAUGAAACUGUGCUGUCAAAGGGCAGUGAAUUGAGUGAUUCGAUUUCUGAAGUUUCUGUGGCAUCAAAUUUUACUGUUGGCACUUCAACUAGUAGAUCCUCCAGUAGUUCAUGCUCAAAACAGUCAAAAUUGAUGCAACCCACAAUUGCUCAAUCUUUCAAUGACAUAAGAUCCUUUGAAAAAGGAGGUGUCAAAAGUGUAUCAAUUACUAACUCAAUAGUGUAUAUGUUGGUCAAAGAUAAUAUGCCACUUUGGUCGACUGAAAAAGAUGGUUUCAAAUAUUUUAUGAAAACUGUGGCACCCAUGUAUAAAAUACCAUCCAGGAAGACCAUUACCAAAUUAAUUAGUACAAAGUAUGAUGUACUAGCUGUUCAAAUAAAAAAUAAAUUGUCUCUAGUGGAAAAUAUAACUUUAACGACGGAUAUAUGGACAGACACCAUCAACACAAAAAGUUAUCUUGGUAUGACUGGGCACUAUCUCAGUUUAUCCAAAUUACAAUUGGAGAGUGUUAUGUUAGGAGUUCUUGAACUUCAAGAACGCCACACAUCAGAAAAUAUUAUAGGGUGGCUUGACAAUCUGCUUAAAAAAUGGGGUAUUGAAAAAAAUCAAGUAAUAUUAGUUGUAACAGAUAGUGGUGCUAAUAUUAAACAUGCAGUGUAUAAUUUCUUUGGCAAGGACAAACAUUUGCCUUGCUUUGCGCAUACGUUGAACCUAGUGCCCACUUUAUCAUUAGGCGAUGAUAUUUUGAAGUUUUGGGAUACCCAUGGGCCAAUUUAUCCCAAUCUAAAAAAAAUUGUAGAGCCAUACCUAGCGAUGGUAGCUACUUCGGUACCAUCAGAGCGUCUGUUUUCGAAAGCUGGACAGAUAGUAACAGAUUGUCGCAACCGAUUGACAGGUAAAAAUUUGAACCAAAUUAUGUUUCUUGGGUCUCUUACUGAAAAAGAUUGGCAUUUGGAUUUAAUAUAA
Messenger RNA from Melanaphis sacchari, 1284 nucleotides. RefSeq names its product zinc finger BED domain-containing protein 6-like. NCBI's taxonomy places the organism in Eukaryota, Metazoa, Arthropoda, Insecta, Hemiptera, Aphididae. Gene Ontology annotation, molecular function: DNA binding; protein dimerization activity. Bases 1 to 1284 code for a protein of 427 amino acids. The record is from RefSeq and is a predicted model, not a curated record. The transcript is spliced from 4 exons.